Messenger RNA from Paramormyrops kingsleyae, 1935 nucleotides. RefSeq names its product GPN-loop GTPase 1 (gene gpn1). NCBI's taxonomy places the organism in Eukaryota, Metazoa, Chordata, Actinopteri, Osteoglossiformes, Mormyridae. Gene Ontology annotation, molecular function: ATP hydrolysis activity; GTPase activity. The record is from RefSeq and is a predicted model, not a curated record.
CGGCAUCGACUGCUUUCCGUAGACAGAGAUGGCGGCAGCGUCAAGCAGUCCAGGUGGAGAUGGGUCUUUUUUAAGGGAAAAUGAAGACUGUGGCGGAGAAGGACAUUCGGGAACACCUCAGGAGUGUGCAUCGGCAAAAUGUCUGGACCAGAAACCCGUGUGUCUCAUCGUGCUCGGCAUGGCCGGGUCUGGGAAGACCACUUUUGUUCAGCGACUUACAGCCUUCCUCCACACCAAAAAGUCUCCUCCUUAUGUGAUAAAUCUUGACCCCGCUGUUCACGAGGUUCCUUUUCCAGCUAAUAUCGAUAUUCGUGACACUGUCAACUACAAAGAAGUCAUGAAGCAAUAUGGCUUGGGCCCUAAUGGUGGAAUAGUCACGUCUUUGAAUCUGUUUGCAACCAGAUUUGACCAGGUUAUGAAGUUCAUUGAGAAAAAACAGAAUAAUCACAAGUAUGUUCUGAUCGACACACCAGGGCAGAUUGAAGUGUUCACGUGGUCGGCUUCCGGAACCAUCAUCACGGAAGCUCUGGCCUCCUCCUUCCCCUGUGUUGUCGUGUAUGUGAUGGACACGUCCCGGAGCGUCAACCCCGUGACGUUCAUGUCCAACAUGCUGUAUGCCUGCAGCAUUCUGUACAAGACCAAGCUUCCCUUCAUUGUGGUUAUGAAUAAGACAGACAUAAUCGAUCACAGCUUUGCAGUGGAGUGGAUGCAAGACUUUGAAGCGUUUCAGGAUUCCCUGAACCAGGAGACAUCUUACGUCAGCAAUCUGACCCGCUCUAUGAGUUUGGUCCUGGAUGAGUUCUACAGCAAUCUACGGGUGGUUGGAGUAUCUGCUGUUACGGGCAGUGGGCUGGAUGAGAUGUUUGUGCAGGUGUCAGAGGCUGCGAAAGAGUACGAAACGGAAUAUCGGCCAGAAUACGAAAGACUUCACAGAGAGUUGAUCGAAGCCCAGAACAAAAAACAGCAUGAACAGCUAGAACGACUAAGAAAGGAUAUGGGAGCUGUUCCCAUGGAAACCUGCACUGCAACAGAAGCUUCAGAGCAGAGUGGGCCCAGUGACCUCAUCUUCACCCGGGGGAAUGUGGAUGACAAGGAUGAGGAGAUUGACAGUGACACUGAUGAUAUUGACCAUACAGCCACAGAUGAGAGCAAGGAGGCCACGGCCUUCAAGAAUUUCCUGCAGGAGCGGAGAGAUGUGGUCGACAUCCGCAACAAGAAGCUAUGACAUAUGCCAGCCGCACGCUGGAGAGCCUUUUCUCGUCUUUCAUGUUUUGCUCACAUUCUAACUGGUGUGAGGUUUGCCUGGUCACUGCAGCCAGCACUGGCGGUCAGUGUUUCCCAGCCCGGUCCUCAAGGAGCCCCCAGAGAGCCCACUGGGAGGAAGUGACAAUGUGGACUGUCUGGGGCCCCCAAGGACUGGGAAGUUAAACACUGCUGUAGGUAAAAACCAGUCGGAUAAACUGGUCGUCUGACUGCUGCUUCCCGCAUUUAUUUUUGUAUGUUUGUACAAAGCUCUUUCAGCGAGGGACAUUAAAGACAUCUUUUCAGUGAAUGGCAAAGGCAGUUUUUGCGCAUGAAUGAUUAUUUUUGAUUUUAUUAAAAUCUAUAAUGUAAAUUUUGAAUUUGAAAGUUUUACCGUUUUCUGUAAAUGUAAAUUAAAUCAACAUAGUUUUUCCUGAAGUAUAUCCUUCUCCAAAUCCCCUAAUAAAUUGUUUUGAUAUGCUUUUUACAAUUAUUGUUUCAUAAUUACCAGCAUAUAGAAGUUGAAAUAGAGUAUUUCGGAGAAGUUAUAUGUUCAAUGGAUUGUCAUGGCAAGUGAUGGCUUUACUGGAUGAAUGUACUAUCAGUGUUCCGCUGUGCCUGGAAAAAUCAGGUUCUAGCCAGUUUGAGCUGAAUAAAGGCGUGAGGAUGUCUAGCAGAGCCUGUGCUCGUGAA